Vicia villosa (hairy vetch) is the source of this 670-nucleotide messenger RNA. Its product is annotated as albumin-1-like. The coding region runs from base 70 to 522 and encodes 150 amino acids. NCBI's taxonomy places the organism in Eukaryota, Viridiplantae, Streptophyta, Magnoliopsida, Fabales, Fabaceae. Gene Ontology annotation, molecular function: nutrient reservoir activity. The record is from RefSeq and is a predicted model, not a curated record. The transcript is spliced from 2 exons.
AUGCAACACAAAGCUAAGCUCAUAAUCAAAAAAACAAUACUGUUGUAGCUUGUUUCUUUGGAUCCAACAAUGGCUUAUGCUAAUCUUGCUCCUUUGGCUGUCUUCAUGCUUGCCACAUUUUUAAUGUUUUCGAUGAAGAACGUAGAAGCUGUGGAUUGUUCGGGUGUAUGUUCGCCAUUUGAGACGACACCAUGCCGCUCAACAGAUUGUCGGUGUGUUCCAUGGGGACUAUUUGCGGGUCAGUGUAUCUAUCCAACUGGAUCUGAACUAAUUGUAAAGAUGGUUGAAGAACAUCCUUACUUAUGUCAAUCUCACAGCGACUGUGUCAAGAAGGGCAAUGGAAACUUCUGCGCUAAUUAUCCUAAUUCUGAAAUCCAAUAUGGAUGGUGUUUUUCCUCCAACACUGAAGCUCAACACUUUUUCACAAUUGGCUCUAAACUUGCAGGAAAUGACCUCUUCAAUAUUGGCUCUAACGGUAAAACUAAAGACUUCUUGAAGAUGGCUGCGGCAAUUUCCACUUAAAUAUCCAACAAAAGUAUCAUGCAUCUAUCUACGUACUACUUUGAAUAAUCGGUCUUUGUUUCCAACUCAUCAGUUGGAUUUCUUAGAUAUCCCUACGAAAUUAAAUAAAUGAUGCAUGUGCAAGUAAUAAUAUUUUAUUUCACUAUCA